Acanthisitta chloris (rifleman) is the source of this 1013-nucleotide messenger RNA. It is a transcript of the gene RFC2, whose product is annotated as replication factor C (activator 1) 2, 40kDa. The transcript has 10 exons. Gene Ontology annotation, biological process: DNA repair; DNA-templated DNA replication. Bases 22 to 954 code for a protein of 310 amino acids. The record is from RefSeq and is a predicted model, not a curated record. Lineage: Eukaryota; Metazoa; Chordata; Aves; Passeriformes; Acanthisittidae. Gene Ontology annotation, molecular function: DNA clamp loader activity; ATP hydrolysis activity; ATP binding. Gene Ontology annotation, cellular component: nucleus; DNA replication factor C complex.
AGGGUGGAAAAAUACAGACCCAUGAAACUUUGUGAAAUAGUUGGAAAUGAAGACACCGUGAGCAGGUUGGAGGUCUUUGCAAAAGAGGGGAAUGUCCCAAAUAUUAUAAUUGCUGGGCCCCCAGGAACAGGGAAAACCACCAGUAUCCUCUGCUUGGCUCGUGCUCUGCUUGGUCCUGCAUUAAAGGAUGCUGUUUUGGAGCUGAAUGCCUCAAAUGACAGGGGCAUUGAUGUUGUGAGAAACAAAAUCAAAAUGUUUGCCCAGCAGAAGGUCACACUGCCAAAGGGUCGACACAAAAUAAUCAUCCUGGAUGAAGCAGACAGCAUGACAGAUGGAGCACAGCAAGCCUUGAGAAGAACAAUGGAGAUUUAUUCCAAAACCACACGAUUUGCACUGGCCUGCAAUGCCUCAGACAAAAUCAUAGAGCCUAUCCAGUCCCGGUGCGCAGUGCUGCGUUACACCAAGCUCACAGAUGCACAAAUCCUUGCCAGGCUACUGAAAGUUGUUGAGAAGGAAGAUGUACCAUAUACAGAUGAUGGACUAGAAGCCAUUAUCUUCACAGCCCAAGGAGAUAUGAGACAGGCAUUGAACAACUUACAGUCCACACACUCUGGAUUUGGCUUCAUAAACAGUGAAAAUGUCUUCAAGGUCUGUGAUGAGCCUCAUCCUCUGCUUGUGAAAGAAAUGAUACAACACUGCAUAAAUGCAAAUAUUGAUGAAGCCUACAAGAUUCUUGCUCACCUGUGGCGACUUGGAUACUCUCCAGAAGAUGUGAUUGGCAACAUCUUCCGUGUGUGUAAAACCUUUCAAAUGCCAGAAUACCUGAAACUGGAAUAUAUCAAGGAGAUUGGGUACACUCACAUGAAGAUAGCAGAAGGUGUGAACUCCCUGCUACAAAUGGCUGGGCUGCUGGCCAGGCUGUGUCAGAAGACCUUAGCCCCUGCAGCAAGUUAGGCACCUCCCAGAGCUGAGGGGAGAGCCUGGUGUGUGAGGGCAGCAGAGCUGUGCCUGAC